GCCAAGGUCUGAGAGAUGAUCUUAGGCGUGAGCUUUUCCUUCGAGGUAUCACUACUCUUGAUCACGCUUACUCUGUAGCUCGAGAUUAUGAGCUGAUUAUUAGUACUCCAUAUGAAAAGCGUGGUCAUCGUCGUUCACCCAUCUCAUUAGCGUCGUCUCACCAUAAGUCUAUCAUAAAGCCUUCUCCGUCUAAUGUUCCUUCCAUUUGGAAAAAUAAUUGUAAAAAUCGUGAUAGUCCAAGACCUUCUUCUCUAUGUAGAAAGCGUAUUGACAAUCAUCCUUUGGUUUCAUUGGCUCCACUUCCUCCCGUUAAGUCCCUUCUAUGACCUCCCCCUUCUAAUGUUUGUCCAAUCUUGGAAAAUAAGGGUAGAAUUUCUGAAACUCCAAGGUCUUCUUCUCACUUGCAGUGCGUCAACUGUAAGGACUUUGGUCACAUUUCUUCCAAAUGUCUUAAUUGAACCUUAGUCAUUGAAGAACGAAAGAAUGUAAUAAAUGAGCCGUUAGAAGAUCUAGUUUAUGAACCUAAAAUUGAAGAUUUUGAUGACUUGGAUGAUAGUGAGACACUUCCUUAGGUGGAAUCCAGACUCUUCCCGAGACUUUAGAUACUAUAUCCCUUAUCUCCGACAGUUCUCGAUCACAUGUUAUAUGUCAUACCCUUACCCAAGUUAAAGAGCUUGAUGAUGUCACUAGUCACCCUUGGAGAAUUCAGUCGCCUGUGGUUAGCACUAAAUCAAAAUUCUCCACUACUGAGCAACCUCAAACUGAUGUUCAAAACAAAAUUGCUAACCAAAAUCUUGGCAAUUUAUUACAGUUUCUAGUCCGAAAAAUCUUGAGAAUUGGGACUUGAUCCCCCAACCGUUCAAGUUGCAUUUAACAAUCUUGUGAACUAGUCUUUAGGUCUAAAUCCCUUUGAAGUCAUCCAUGGUUGUAAAUCUAGGAAAUCUUUAGAUCCUAUUCCUAUGCACCCACAUGCUUGAUUGUCUAUGUCAGUUGAGGUAGUUGUAUCACAUUUUCAUAGCUUGCAUAUUGAGACAAAUAAACAAUUUGAAGCAAGUAACGCAUUAUAUAAACCUCGAGCUAAUUGGCAUAAAUAACAUUUUGAAUUUGUUAUUGGGGAUUAUGUUAUAUUGCAAGAUCGUAAUGCUGGUCCUUUUAAAAUUUCAAAGCAUGUUGGUCUAAAUGCAUAUGUCAAUGACCUUUUAUAACAUUAUUACUACCACCGUAUUUUAUUUGUUAUGGACUUCAAUGCUUACAAAGGCUAUUUUAACCCCUCUGAUGACUCGUUUCUACCUCCACAUGAGAAUUCCCACAUUGAAUCUUUUGCUAUGUCCACUUCAAUCCCACCUAUCAUGGCGCACAAAAAUAAAAUUAAUGUUAUUUUAGAUGAACAGAUUGUGUUAACCAAUGAUAGAGAGAUUUAGUGCUUUCUUGUUCGUUGGAUGGAUCGACUUGAUUCUGGCAGCACAUAGAUUCCCAAAGAGAGACUUCAGCGGCGUGAGCUAAAUUCAUUGGAGCUUUAUAAGAGUCGACAAAAUCCUCAUUCGCCUAAAUUAUCUUGGUCAGCUCAUAUUUUUGCGGGUAAUUUGCAAUUGGCGUUGUCAUCAUUUGUGGAAUUUCGAUAUUUGGUUCGUCAGAAAGAUCGUCCCCCAAGUAUGACUUGGAGCCUUUAGCAUCAGAUUCAUUGCAACAUUUUGAUUUAUACACUCGACGGGGCCUAGUUUUUCUCCCACCCCGGGAGAGUUGAUGCGGACAUCCAUUUACUAUUUAUUUUCUAUUUGGACUAUUAGUUAUAUUCUAUUUGGAUUAUUAUUUAUGUUUUUGUUAUUAGGCUUGUAUAAUGGGUUUGGCCCAAACCCUUCUCUUUAGGGUUUUUGUUUUGCUAUUUAUUUAUGUUUUGUUGCGUAUUUAAGACAGUUGAUGAACGAUGAAAAUAAAUGAUAUGUUUGUGCCUCAAGUUUUCCUUUCCCUUUCUCCCUAACUUCUCCUUCUUCUCCGGGUUUCUUUCCCCCUGCUGCCGUCUUCUUCUUCUCUUCUCGUUCUUGCAAAGGUUCUACAAUUCUGCUUCUUCACCGCUGUUUUAUUCUCUGCCGGAAUCCUCUUUAUCCGGCAUCAAGUACCCAUGUUGGACACGACACGACAUAGGUACGGGUAUGAGAUAUAUAUUAGAUCCUCCAAAUUUCAACCGGACACUUCGCCAUUUUUUGCUUCUUCUUUUUUCUUUUCCUUUUCUUUCCCGUUUCUACUCUAUAAACCCAGCACCGCUUCCGAGAGGGUGGAGAAAUGUGACGUCACUAGGUUUUCUCUUCUUCUUCUUUCUUUUUUCUUUCCCUUUUCUUCCCUUAUUCCUUCUUUCUCUCUCUGUAUCAGCAGUUUAGGGUUUUGCUUGUAUGAAAUGAAAAUGGGUUCCAUAUAAUGCUACUUAGUGCUCCACUAAGUCCAAAUUGCAAUCGAGUCCCUCAUUUUCUAUUUUAUAUAACAUUUAAUAAUUAACUUCAUAUAAUUGAAAGCUAAACCCCAAAAUUCUCUUUUAUUCGUCUUAACCUCUUAUUGAAUACUCAUUUCUUUAUUUGUAAACAAUUGAUUUUAGUAUAUUCAAAUUGACAUUUUAGGUUAGAAAAAAAUUGACGUUUGAAAGACGUAUUCAUGUACCCAUGUUCGAAUUUGAUUCUUUUUAACCAUGUCUUUGUAUUUUACAUUUUUGAAAAUAAAAGACCCGACACUUAGAUACGUACUCGUAUCCGAGUCCGAGCAUCAUAGAUAUUGAUCACUUUCAUGACAAUAAAAUAUGGUGCCUUACACGAUUAUCAUCUGAAACUCCAUUACAAUAGCAACAACAGGAUGCACAUUAUUCUAAAUAAGCUUGAAACCGGUAACAUGAGUCCUCUUUUCCCCUCUCUAUUCGAUCCAACACUAUCAAGUAUGACUAAUUGAAUCAAACAUCAUGGCAUAAAACCAAACUGGUUAUGGUAGGAUUAUGAGUUCAAUACGUAUAUACAAUUUGUGAACUUGUGAAUAAAACCUUGAUUAUUUUGUAAACUAAGCAUUAUAACAUUCUUCUUUUAUUCAUCAAAAACAUUUUUACUCGUUAAUAUCCCGUUAAAACUUUUUUGUCUAAUAUAAAUACCCACCCCAAAUAAAGACUUACAUACUUUGACAGGUGUUAAUCCAAAUCAAUUGUUUUUCUUAUCUUUAUGAAAUCACUUCAUAAUCUUCACUUUCAAAAUUUAGAUGCUUCUAUUACAAUUAGCUUUUUUGAUCUUCAAUAGAGUUUGACCGAUUCGCACGAUGUACUUUACGUGUUCUAUUAAAUAAUUUCUAGAAAUAACAAUGAAAUUGUACUUUUAGUUUCUAUCCUUAAAGUACAUUUAUUUAACUUGGUUUAGAUCUAUACUUUCUUUUCCCUUGCACAAUAUAUCUUGUAAUCCCUGUUUCCAAGUAAAUCAUUUUACUUCUCAAAUGUUCCUCCCUAGGGCUCCUGAAUUACCUUCUUGGUUUCCUGUUUUGCUAGCUUAUAUUUUGUAAAACCUCCAUGCAUUAUCCUUAAUUUCCACUAGAACCUUCUAGUUCGACCACUGUGUUUCUUUAUUAGGUAGGUUUUUACCCUUAAAAUUUCCUAUGACUUUCUUUGCUAGGUUCCUAACGAAUGAGCCACUUGAUUCCCUGUUUGGUUAUCAUUCCAUUUACAUCUAACUUUCGUUCUUCAAAAAUUUAUCCUUGAAAGUCCCUUGUAUUCAGCCUACUUUUUCAAAAAUAAUAUGUACUCUUUCAUAUCUUGAUUUACAUUAUCUUGCUAUUUUUUUCUUUUCUCCAUACAUGCAUACUGAAGUUUAUAGAUUGUAUACCCAAAUUUUUUGCCUUCUUUAUUAUCUAUUCCACAUCUUGUAAGUUGACUUCAUUCUACGCAUCACAUCUACUAUUUGUAGGAUUCUUUAGUUUCCCUAUAUUCCAAGUUCCUACUGAAAAUCUAUUACCUAAAUUUACAUUUUUACCAUCCCGAGAUUAGUUCUUGGUAUAUCCAGGUACUGUGUGUUGUUUCCUUCAAUGCGUAUGCCCUAGCUGAUACUUGCCAAGUCUUCACUAUACUUUGGGUUUGAUGAAAUCCAUAACUGGUAUUUACUGACCAAGGAAAUGAUGUGAAGGAUUUAAUUGUAAGUUGGCUGUCAACUUACACAACCUUCUUAUAUCCAUCGUUGAGACUUGUUAUUGGGAACAUUGCCAGAGUUAUUGUGAUGCAGGAUGUAAUAAGAGAAUUAUAGGAGAAGGGGAAAGGGGAGAUAAGAAGAGGGGAAGAUGAAGAGAGAAGAAAUAAGAGGGAAAUAUCAAUUUAUUUCAUAAUCAAAGGUUGUUCCAAUUACAUUGCAUAGAACCCUUUGUAUAGGGUUUAAACUAAUGCUAGUUGAAAUAGAAAAAUACUCUAAAUAACUGUUUCCUAAAAUACGCAUUAAAAUUGGAAAUUAAAUAUAAUAAUAUCCCUUCUCAUUCUCCAUCAUAUUGUUUUGAAAUUUGCCAAAUAGCUUCACUCUCUUGGUCGAUCAAGUUACAAGACAUCCUUACACUAACAACCCCCCUAGCACUCGCACAUAGAGACGAGAUAAAAAAAUCUAAUUAAAACAACUGAAUAUUGAAGGAACCUACACAGAGAUUACAAUAACAUUUUUAAACUUUCAUCCUUUAUGUCUCUAGUUGUUUUCUCUUUUCUCAGUAACAUAAAUUUCCAGUUACAUGGAAACUUUUGUUUUGAUAUUAGUAAGCGUAUUUCAAGUUUAGAUUAAGAUUUAGCAUUAAAGAAUGAGUAAUUUUAGGCAGUUCAGCACAAAAGAUUCUAUGUCUAAGAGGUAUGGAUUUAUGAUGUUGAAAUUUGUUUGCUCAAUUAUGAUUAGCAAAUCAGUGCCAGUAACUGCACUGAAAAAUCAUUUCUGGACCCACAGAAUUAUAGUACAAUGGUGGGAUCAAAAUCCAUUGGAGACCCUUUAUUUACGACGGAGAGCCAACCUGCUGGUGAACAUUUUGAGAAUUCUGACACCAAAAGACCCAUGCCCCAGUGUUUGCCGACAUCGCCUGAUCACCAAUCUCCCAAAAGUACUUCUGGGAAUGGCCAUAUUGUCUAUGUUCGUAGAAAAGCUGAAACUGAAUUUGGUAAAACAAGUUCUUGUGUCAAUCAAAAUGAUGCUAUUGUCUGUCCACAUGGAAGGAAAUCUAAUGACCAGGGUAAAACAACUCAACAAAAUCCCGAGAUGAAGGAGCCUGCAACCUUUAUCUCAAAUUCUCCAUCAAUUCAGACGGUUUCUGCAUCAGGCUUGUCUGUAAAACAUUGUGUUUCUCCUUCUCAUGGAAAGUCAAAUAAUAUCUCAUCUCCAGCAAAUAUUAGCUAUGUUCAUGUUAAUUCUGCCAAUUCUUUGUUAGAUAAUCCAAAGAGAGUGAAUGUCAAGCACUGGGAAGAGAGAUAUUGCCAAUUGCAGAAUUUAUUAACAAUUGUGGAUCAACCAGAUCAAGAUGAUUAUGUUCAGAUGCUUCGAUCACUUUCUUCAGUUGAGCUCAGCAGGCAUGCUGUUGAGCUGGAGAAAAGGUCAAUUCAGCUUUCCUUGGAGGAAGCGAAAGAGAUGCAACGGGUUCACUUGUUUGACGUGUUGGGGAAACAUACAAAGAACUUGAGAGCAUCCUCAGUUGAGUAAGGUUGGCUACAGCAGGCAAGGAAGCUAUGGACAACCAAGGCUCGUCUCCUAGACCAUACAAGUGUACUUAUUCAAGCCUUGUACACAGUACAUAACAUAUUUGUGUUUUUGGAUUAGAUUCUCAUCAAUCCCCAAGUAAGCCAUUUAAAUAUAGAAUUCUUAUUUGUAUUAACUGCGAGAAUUACCCACUUUUUAUUCUGCAAUUUUUUGGUAUUUCUCCUUGCUGCCUC
Olea europaea var. sylvestris is the source of this 5902-nucleotide messenger RNA. RefSeq lists its product as uncharacterized. The transcript has 3 exons. The record is from RefSeq and is a predicted model, not a curated record. Lineage: Eukaryota; Viridiplantae; Streptophyta; Magnoliopsida; Lamiales; Oleaceae. Bases 4941 to 5672 code for a protein of 243 amino acids.